AUGGAAAAUCCAUCUCUACAUAUUGUCAGACAGUAUUUCAUGCCGGGUAAAGCAGAAAAGCUUUCUGAUUCAGACAUAUCUUUUAUACUAAUGGAAGCAAAAAACAAAUUAAGUAAAGAUCCAACAGUAUAUCAUUUAAAAUCCCCACUUAUUGUUGUAGGUGACCUUCAUGGCAAUCUCAAAGACCUAUUACACAUAUUUCAGACUGCAGGAACACCUCCUGAACAUAAAUUUUUGUUUUUAGGGGAUUAUAUAGAUCGCGGCCCACAAAGUGUUGAGUUGCUUCUACUGUUAUUCUCAUUAAAAGUUUUAUACCCAGAUAACAUUUUUCUACUUCGCGGGAACCAUGAAACCAUCAAUUUUGCAGAACCAACUGAUUUCACCAAAGAAUGCAAAGCGAAGCUCUUUUCUUCAGCUCUAAUCUUAAUAUCAGAAGUAUUCGAUGAAAUGCCUAUUGCUGCACUAGUAGAUGAGAAAAUUUGGUGUAUUCAUGGUGGACUCAGUCAAGGCUACACUAAAAUCUCCCAAAUUCAAUCAAUAAAGCGCCCACUAAAGACACCAGAAAACGGUUACUUAGUAGACUUACUCUGGUCUGAUCCGAACUGUCAAGUUCAAGAAUGGGGUCCGAAUCAGAGAGGAAACACGGUCGUUUGGGGAGCGAAAGCUGCAAAAAAGUUCAUGGAAGAAAACUCGAUCUCCUAUAUUAUUAGAGCUCAUCAAGCUGUUUUUGAUGGCUUUAAAUACGCUUUCCCUCCUGAUAAAUCAGUAGUAACCUUGUACUCAUCGUCAUUCUCAACUAAUGGAACUCCUAAUAAGGCUGCUUAUUGUAGUUUAUCACCAGGAAAUCCUCCUAAAUUUACGCAAUUAUUCAAACUAGCUAAUAACACAUCUUUCAACAUUUAUUGGAAAGAUGGACAUCAAAGAAUCUAA
Molecule: messenger RNA, 930 nt
Organism: Trichomonas vaginalis G3
Lineage: Eukaryota; Parabasalia; Trichomonadida; Trichomonadidae
Product: phosphoprotein phosphatase protein
Exons: 1
Coding region: 1-930 (309 amino acids)
Cellular component (GO): cytoplasm; nucleus
Molecular function (GO): protein serine/threonine phosphatase activity
Source: RefSeq, a predicted model, not a curated record